Sinocyclocheilus anshuiensis is the source of this 2465-nucleotide messenger RNA. RefSeq names its product serum deprivation-response protein-like. The record is from RefSeq and is a predicted model, not a curated record. Gene Ontology annotation, molecular function: protein kinase C binding. Gene Ontology annotation, cellular component: cytoplasm; caveola. The transcript has 2 exons. Bases 144 to 1550 code for a protein of 468 amino acids. Lineage: Eukaryota; Metazoa; Chordata; Actinopteri; Cypriniformes; Cyprinidae.
AACCAGGCCCCUCCCCUGGGUGUGUGGGGAGUUUUUAAGUGGAGUGUUGGGAAUGUUGUUUUUAGAGAGGCGCAGAAGGCAGGAGAGUGUCUGUGAGAGUCAGUCUAACCCUGUCGUUCAAAACCACCAUUGUUGACUCCAGAAUGGGUGAAGACUCCUCUCACGCCGAGCAAAGCACGGCCACCUUACCCAGGGAGGAAAGCACCCCGACACCCCCAGCUCCAGAUGCUCAGGAUGCUCAGGAUCUCCUCAUUCCCAGCUUCAGUCCCGGCUCGGUGCCCUCUUCCCCCAUCCACACCCUUUCCCGCCUGGGCUCCAAGUCUCCGACCAGCCCCACGGCCCCUGGUGGCCAGAUCAGCGCCAUCACGGUGGUGGCUCUGCUCGACAAGCUGGUGGUGAUGAUCGAGUCGGUGCAGGAGAACCAGCGGAAGAUGGAGAAGAAGCAGGCCGAGCUGGAGGGGGCGGUGAGGAUGGUGCAGGGUGAUGUGACCCGGCUCGCCAAGAACCACAUGUCCACCGCCAACAGCGUGGCCAAGCUGCUGGAGCGCUCGCGCAAGACUGGCCUCAAUGUGAAGGAGGUGAGGGAGCGCCUGGAUAGACAGAGCAGCCAGGUGAAGCAUCUGGAGGCCAACCACGCCCAUCUGCUCAAGAGAAACCACUUUAAAGUGCUCAUCUUUCAGGAGGACAAUGAAAUCCCCUCCACUCUGCUUACUAAAGAUGGCCUGGCCUCCACCUCUCAGGAUGAGAUCGGUCCAUCUGCACCAACUCCGCUCACUGAUUUAAACUGUUCUCAAGAUGAAGGCCUGCAGACCAUCAGCCUCUCUUCCGAUGACGACGAGGAAAAAGGAGCAACGAGUCCUCUGGCAGAGGGUGGUGAUGAUUCGCUAGAUCUGCAUGAAGAGAGCUUCCCAGGCUUGGGAAGCGAACGUGUGGAGCGCUCUCGUGCUGACAAGUUUAAGCGCUCCAGUCUGAAGAAGGUGGAUAGUCUAAAAAAGGCCUUCUCACGAAGCAGCCUAGAGAAGAAGAUCAACAAGAUCGUGCCUCCAGAACAGCGCGAGAAGAUCAAGAAAAGCUUCAUCCCCAACCACCCAAAGAGCUCCUCUUCCAAGAGCUCGUCCUUCCGUGUCUCUCCAAUGACCUUCAACGUCAAGAAGGUUCGAGAUGGAGAUGCUGACUCUUCCCAGCAGCCUGGGAGCUCACCGAGGAACCUCAGCCCAGUGGAAGUUCCCAGCAUUGGGGGACCUGAUGGUGAGCUGCCCCUGGCUGAGUUACACUCCUCAGGUGAGAAAACAAAUGGAGACGAUCUUCGCAGCUCCUCCACCCCGGGCAGCGGGGAUGGAGAGGUGUUCAUCACAGAUGAGGGUGGAGAUCUCGAGAACGGUCCAUCUGCAACUCUGGCUGAAGAAGAAGUCGAUAAAGAAGAUGAUGACACUGAUGGUAAUGAUGAAAACAGGAAGGAGGAAGAGGAGGAGGAGAAAAAUGCGAAACCUGCAGAUGAAGUGUCUGUGUCUCCGCCGUCGACUGCAGCUACUGUUGAACUACCUUCUUAGAUAUAGUUGUGUUUCUACUCCUCUGACUUCAGUCCACUUCUCAGACUUUGGGAAGCGUAGUUACUCCCUUGUGCCACUGGUAUCUUGUUCCCAAGCUUGUUUAAUGUUAGCAUGUCUGCUAAAAUAACAUAUUGCCCUGAAUUAAUCCCUAAUAUAAUGUAACUAUAACCUAUUGUGUUACGUUCAGAAAUUAAGCACGUUCUUGUAGGAGGAAAUUCCAUUUAGAUUCCAUUUCAAAUAGAGUCUGUAUAAAAGCCCCGAGAAUGGUACAGCAGUUCAGACCAGUCACCACAAUGAUACACAGAAAUAGCUAUAUUUUCCUGUGGGAGCCUGUGAAUACCAUGAAAUUAACUGAACUGAAACGCCUGAACUCUCACUCUCUAUCUUUUUUCUUUGUGUGUAGGAGAGGCAUUAUGUACCAAUCUGUCCUUUGUUAUGCAGGAGUCCAGACUCUCUUCUGUCAAUGUACAUAAAAUGUAGUAUUAAAUUGUAUACAAAAAAGUACUAUGGUAUUAUUAUGGUUUUUGGAAACAGAUGCAAAUACCAUGUAGAAACCAUUGUAUAUUAGCAUGGUAAUCAUGAAAUAUAUGUUAACAACACACAGUACUUUUUGUAUGGUAUGAAACAGACAACUACAAAAGACAAGAUGUGUUGACAAAGUUAUGUUUUUUUUACAUUUUUAGAACUUUUAUUAAAAUAUUUAGCAGCACUCCGUCUCAAGGCUUGAAUAAGUAGUUGUCUAUGAGGACUGGUAGCAGUGCUUGGCAUGGUGUGAAGGAAGCGUGUUUACAAAAUUUCUGGGGGAAAGCCAGCACAAUUGACUGCAAUCUCCAUGGCAACCUUGCCCGCUGCCAACAACUCUCCAAUUACUGCUAUAGUGCACGGCAAGGGCACACAUACACAGCCUGAUAAAUA